Caenorhabditis angaria is the source of this 4716-nucleotide messenger RNA. The record is from the annotation of a GenBank genome assembly. NCBI's taxonomy places the organism in Eukaryota, Metazoa, Nematoda, Chromadorea, Rhabditida, Rhabditidae.
AUGAGCUCUUAUGCAUCAAGCGGGAGAAGAAGACCUAUUACAAGAACAGAGGCUGAAGAGCGAGCACUUGAUAAAAUAUCGAGAGAAGUAAGUGUUUUUUAAAAAGGAGUGUCCCGCCUGGAAGCUAAAUGCUUCUACUAGAAGCCUUCUAGUAAAAUUCAAAAAAAUUCAUUCUCACAAAAAAUGAGAUAAUUUAAAAUAAGGAAAAUAAAAUAGAAUAAAAUAAAAGCACAAAAAACAAUAAAAAUCACAUUCACAUGAAUAAACGAUGCAAUUAAUUUCAUAUCAAACACUAUUCAACAAAUCUCAUUCUUCUUUCAAAUCCAAAUGUCAUUCUCCACCUUGAAUUCACCAUUUUCUUCAAUAUAAACUUGCAUUAUAUAAUAAUUCGAAUAUUGCGCGAUUCCAAGAUAUUUAGUGGCAUCAAUUCUUGAUUGAAUCAUUCCGAUUCCGUUUUGAUCAACUCUCACAUUUAAUCCCGACAAAUUCAAAUUGCCAAUUUCAGUUCUUCUUGACAUGACUAUCUUGAGUUUGCGAAAAGUCGCAUGCAAAUGUCCAUUUAACCAUUUUUCGAUGAAUUCGCGCAAAUUAUCUUUUGUGAGACCAUUUGGCAUCAGUGAUACUUCGAUCGCUUUUGAUUGAAAACUGACCAAUCUUUCCAAUGAUAAUUUUGUGUUAGGGAUUUUGAGAGCAAUUUCGACUUUAGAAAGCGAAGCUUCGUCAAUAAAAUGAUAUUUAAAAAUAUCGAGUUGCGAAGUGCUUUUUCCCUCAAUCUCAAAACGUUUCAAAUUGGGUAGAUUUUUCAAUGAAAUUUGUCUGACUAUUUUUGAGCGCAGUCCAUUAUCCUGAAAUUAAUUUUUUCCACGUCUUGAAUUUAUGUAGGAAAAACUCACUACAAAUAUAUGAAUUUGUUUCAAUCUUUUUCCAAUUCGCGCCAAAAAAUUAGCAAGAAUUUCGAUAACAGCCUCAUGAAUUGGUUGAAAAUGAAUCUUUCUUGAAGUCGUCGAAGUAGAAUCUUUUCCGUAUUCAAUUCUUGUUUUAAAUUUUCCGAUUUCUUGGAAUCGUAUUUCGAAACAAUAUUGUAUGGAUAAUGUGUACUUUCUUUUGGAUGCCGUCAAAACUAAAGUAUCAAAAUAUUUUUGCGAAUUUCGGAUUUCUGCAUUUAGAAAUCGACAUGUCGCACCAAUCCGCAAAAGUGUCGCCUGAUCCAUACAAUUUAAAAUAUUUGGAAAAAUUUCGAUCGGCACAUCGGAUAGAUUUUUUGGAGCCAUUUUCGAAGGAAAUUUGGAAUUGGAAGAAAAUUGAGAAAUUUUGGAAAAUGUUGAAAUUACGUUGUUGGAAAAACGUGUCCCACGCAAUUUAAUAGAUCAAGAUCGAACAUUUUUUUGGAAUAGAAAUCUAAGCAUUUCCAGAAUAUUUAAUUCGGGGUACUGUAGGUUCCCUUUUGAAAAAAUUAGAAUUCCACGAUUCUUACCAAUAUUCAAAUCAAAUCAAUAUUUUUACAGGCUGAAGCUCGAAUGAAAUUAAAGCGAGAUACUCGCGAACAAGCCAGACAAGGAAGAUAUGCACUUUUGGAGAAAAAAGUUGAAGAAGAUGCAGAAGCCUAUCGACAUGAUACAGCGGUUAGUUUUGAUUUUUGAAAUUUGGUUUGGCGUGCUCUGAUUUGAUAUAAUUGUGUGUUUUCCUUAUUUUCUAAAUCCUUAUUUAUUUAGUCGACUUCUAAUGGUAAUGGAGUGUGUGGUACGAAUGAAGAAUUGCAUGUGAGUUGAUUAAAACAGAAAGUUUGAAUAUUUCAUACAAAAUUUGGAGCAUUUUUAGGAUAAAGUGAUCGAAUUACAAGAUCGUGUUCAACAAGUCAUGUUUCUUUAUUCACAAUUAGACAAUGAAAAAUCGACACUUUUAUAUGAGGUUGAUUUAUUGAAAGAUGAACUUGAAGAAAAGGAUUCGUCGCUGAAUUUAGUGAAUCGAGAAUGUCGAGAUUUGACGAGUGAAGUGAAAUCGCUGAGAAGGACAAUUGAAGCGAUGCAUAUAACACAACAACAAUUGAAACAUGAAAUUUCUCAAAGGGAUCAACUUAUUGAGGUUUGUUUGAUUUUUCAAUGGAACAUUUGUGUAGAAAAUUUAAUAAAAAAAAUAAAAAUCAUAAUCUUCAGCUGAAAUAAAAUCCAGAUUUUACUCGAAGCUUGAAGUUUUUCAAUUUUUCAUUAUAAUUUCAUAAUUUUUCAGGAGCACGGACUUUGCCUGGUUGAAGAAGACACAGAAGACGACAAUUCCGAAUCGACCAAUCAAACAGCUUCUGGAGAAAUGUGAGUUUUUUGUUUAAAAAAUACAUUUUUUCAACUUUUGAAAAAAUUUGGCUCCAUCUAUUCAUAAGAGUCCCAUUUUUAAAAAAAAAUCAAGAUCCCCAUUUUCUCCCAAUGUCUUCUUCUUUUUUCUACCAAUCUUAUUUUCUUUCUUUUUAUUCUUACUCCUCACACAAAAGUUUCAUUUCAUUAAGCUUAAUCAAAUGUGUGAGUGAGUACGUCUCCCUUUUUUUUGAAGACGAUGACGAAUAGAAAAAAUAUAUGCAGUCAGUCAGUCAGUCAACAAUGAAAAUGUAAAAAUAGAUGAAAAUCAUAAUGAAAAUGACAAAAUUAGGUUGAAAAUGAAAGAGUGGGUGGAAUUUGUGAUGAUUUUUUCUCUAAAUUUAAUUUUAUUUUCUGCCAAGUUUUUGAUCCCUCUGAAAAAACCAAAAGUCGACAAACGACGCGUUUUAAAAGCGUUUAAUUAACUUAAUUAUUUUCUUUAGGAGAGAUUUCUUUUUGCAAGUUUUGUUUGUUUUUAUCUCUCCCUCUUUCUUUUCUGCUUUUGCAAAUCGAGAAAAAAAGAACUACGGUAUUCAGAAAUCACUUUGCAAGAAAAUCUAAGAAGAUAAAAGGAAAAAGCUCCUAGUCAUUUCGGGUUUCUAGGCUCAGUCACUUCACAGGUCACAACUAGGUUCGACUUCUUGAGUCUCACUCCUGAAGUUGAGUUCUCCUUAAGUUAAAGUCCCCCAUUUUCUUCGCGGCCCCAAUCAGUAUUUACCGAAAAAAACACUAAUUAAAGAGAACCCGAAAAAAGCGGUGGGCGAUCCAUUAGUCAAUCCCAUGGGAACAUUGAUUGACGCAAUAACAAAGUACUCCAAGUUUCUUUUUUUUUCAACAAAAAAAAGACGUUCGUCUAAUUUUUGCACAAAACUCAAUUAAUUGUUUUAGUUAGCUACAACAAAACAAAAAAAACAAAGAGAAAAGUUCAAAUUUUCAGAAGAUCUGGUCCGUAUUUGUUCAAACGAGAGACAAUUCGACUUGUUGAUCGAGUUGUUCCGGGUUCAGCGAAUUUGGAUGAGAAAAUACAGAAAUUGAUUGAUACAAAUAAGAGAAUGCGAAAAGAUUAUGAGGAAUUGGAGCAGACAAUUUAUACACAAAGACAUGCCAGAAAUAAUCGAUCUUCUGAUUCAACAAAUGUUGUUAGUAAUCAAACAGUCGAUGAUGUCAAUAGUUAGUUUUUUAUAGAUUUUUUUUGGGAGGAGAGGGGGGGGGGGUUGAAAAAACAAAAAUGAAUUAGUAAAUCAUGACAUACAUAAAAUGGGACCCAGAAUCGGGGUGAGGAGCUUUAUCGAAAAUAUUUAAAAAAAUAUAUAUGAAGGGUGUUGAACUUGGUCUAAUUUCUGCUGAUAAUUUUAUCGCUUAGAAAUGUGAACAACGGCUAUGGAUGAGGACUGAAUCGGACCAUCUUCAUAGUUCUGAAAAAAUUCUGAAACGGAUCUUAAUUGAAUAUGGUUCUAUUCAUUUCUGAAAGUCUGAUUCAGAAAAAAAAUUGUGCUCAGUUUUGAUCGGACCAGUAUUUUUUUGUUUUUAUUGAUUCAUUUUUACUUUUUCUGACGUUAUUUUAAAUCUAGUUAUAUCAAUUCUGAAAACAUGUUAGUGAUGACGUGGUAACAUUUAAAACCUGAUUUUUUCCCAGAGUUAUUUUCAACGGAAAAAUUUGGUUGAAAACAUUUUUUUUCUGAAAUAUCUUUGAGUUUUACCACGUCAUAACUCAUGUUUUGAAAUUAUGAAUUUUGUUAUAAAACAGUGGAUUAACUAUGUAAUGUUAAAAAAUCAUUAGUUUACAAAUACCCGUAACUUUUUCGGAAUUCACAGAUAUCUACUUGAAAAAGUUUAGUGAGUUGAUAUUGUUGUGUUGAGAAGCUUCUCCUCCUUGUUUUCUUUCUGUUUUCUCCCCAAUUUUUUCUCACCCCAAACUUCAUUGUUUUCUAGAAGACGCUGUUAAACAAUUAGCUGAAAUGAAGCUGAAAAUGCAAGAUUUGGAAAGAGAAAACACAAAUCAGCAAGGAAAUGUGAUACGAAUGGAAGGACAAAUGAAACGAUAUAAGGCGAAUGCGGAUUCGGCUGAAAAAGAACUUGAUGAGCUGAAAACGCAGAUGAGACAAACCAAGAAAGAGGUAAUUUUUGUUAUUUUAAAACAGGAGCGGCACAUAUGCACAAUAGCGAUUUGGCAGUUCAAUGAACAACCCAAGAUUUUAUUAUAUAAAAAUUCUGCGAUUUAAAACUCGAUCAAAAAAUACUUGCAAAAAUUAUGAUAUUUUUGCAGCUUCGCGACAAGGAAAACGCAUUAGAUGAACAGAAAGAAACAAAUAAACAUUUGCAAAGUCGGCUUGAAAAAAUGAGAAUGCAAAGAACUGCUCGACCUGUAUAA